Otolemur garnettii (small-eared galago) is the source of this 3585-nucleotide messenger RNA. It is a transcript of the gene FLCN, whose product is annotated as folliculin. The transcript has 13 exons. Gene Ontology annotation, cellular component: cytosol. Gene Ontology annotation, biological process: positive regulation of GTPase activity; positive regulation of TORC1 signaling; positive regulation of transforming growth factor beta receptor signaling pathway. NCBI's taxonomy places the organism in Eukaryota, Metazoa, Chordata, Mammalia, Primates, Galagidae. Gene Ontology annotation, molecular function: GTPase activator activity. The coding region runs from base 462 to 2198 and encodes 578 amino acids. The record is from RefSeq and is a predicted model, not a curated record.
AGCGCCUGGGUGCGGUCUGAACCAUUCCUUACUUCUUCACGGGGGUGGCGGGAGAGGGAAAUGUGGGCUGCGGCCCCGGGUUCCCACCAGACACGAAUUCAGGACUCCAGCUCUGUCCCCGGUGUGGACCUGGCGCGGCCCCUGUCGCCUCGUAGUGCAAAAAGUCCUCGGACAGCCUCGCAGUCCCCCUCCACGGGGCGGGGCGGUAGUACGGCCCGGCUCAGUCACGCGCCCCGGGCGGGCUCUGGGACCGUAGGCUGUGGCGACCGCGGGGACUGAGGCAAACUCCUGGUAGACAGAAGAAUUGGAAAGUGAAUAAAUGCCUGACCAUAUAUGCUGCCCAGAGUCGUGGUCCCACGGAUGGUGUCAACCCCAGAAGGCUUCAGCUUAAGUAUGGAAUUCAGAGAGGUUAAGUGACACGUUUGACAUCCCCUGGUUGGCCUUUGCUGUCUCCAGGCACCAUGAAUGCCAUUGUUGCUUUGUGUCACUUCUGCGAGCUCCAUGGACCCCGUACUCUCUUCUGCACUGAGGUCCUGCAUGCCCCACUUCCUCAAGGUGCGGGGAACAGGGACUGCCCCAGCCAGGGUGAGCAGGGUGAGGAGGAGGAAGGCGGCAUUCAGAUGAGCAGCCGGAUUCGCGCACACAGCCCAGCAGAAGGGGCCAGCACCGAGUCCAGCAGCCCUGGGCCCAAAAAGUCAGACAUGUGUGAGGGUUGCCGGUCACUUGCUGCAGGCCAUCCAGGGUACAUCAGCCACGAUAAAGAGACUUCCAUUAAAUAUGUCAGUCACCAGCAUCCCAACCACCCCCAGCUGUUCAGCAUUGUCCGCCAGGCCUGUGUCCGGAGCCUGAGCUGUGAGGUCUGCCCUGGCCGCGAGGGCCCCAUCUUCUUUGGAGACGAGCAGCAUGGCUUUGUGUUCAGCCACACCUUCUUCAUUAAGGACAGCCUGGCAAGGGGCUUUCAGCGCUGGUACAGCAUCAUCGCCAUAAUGAUGGACCGGAUCUAUCUCAUCAACUCCUGGCCCUUCCUGCUGGGGAAGGUCCGGGGCAUCAUUGAUGAGCUCCAGAGCAAGGCGCUCAAGGUGUUCGAGGCAGAGCAGUUUGGAUGCCCCCAGCGUGCCCAGAGGAUGAACACAGCCUUCACUCCGUUCCUGCACCAGAGGAAUGGCAACGCUGCCCGCUCACUGACAUCGCUGACUAGCGAUGACAACUUGUGGGCAUGUCUUCACACCUCUUUCGCUUGGCUCCUGAAAGCAUGUGGCAGCCGGCUGACUGAGAAGCUUCUGGAGGGUGCACCGACAGAAGACACCUUGGUCCAAAUGGAGAAACUUGCUGACUUAGAAGAGGAAUCAGAAAGCUGGGAUAACUCUGAGGCUGAAGAAGAGGAUAAAGUCACUAUGUUGCCAGAUGGUGUGGAAGGGCGGGAGCUGACCCCAUGCACAGUAGGCUCCUCCUCACUCUCUAGCCGGGGCAGCUGGCAACCCCGGAAGACGGUCUUCAAGUCCCUGCGGCACAUGAGGCAGGUUCUCGGUGCCCCAUCCUUCCGCAUGUUGGCCUGGCACGUUCUCAUGGGGAAUCAGGUGAUCUGGAAAAGCAGAGACACGGACCUUGUCCACUCAGCUUUUGAAGUUCUUCGGACCAUGCUGCCGGUGGGCUGUGUGCGCAUCAUCCAGGACAGCAUCCAGUAUGAAGAAGCAUAUCGCUGCAACUUCCUGGGGCUCAGCCCAAAUGUGCAGAUCCCCCCCCACGUGCUGUCCUCAGAGUUUGCUGUCAUCGUGGAGGUCCAUGUGGCCACCCGCUCCACUCUGCAUCCGGUCGGCUGUGAGGACGAGCAGCCUCUGAGCAAGUAUGAGUUUGUGGUGACCAGUGGGAGCCCUGUUGCUGCAGACCGAGUUGGCCCCACCAUCCUGAAUAAGAUUGAAGCAGCUUUGACCAACCAGAAUCUAUCAGUGGACGUGGUCGACCAGUGCCUGGUCUGCCUCAAGGAGGAAUGGAUGAACAAGGUGAAGGUCCUUUUCAAAUUCACCAAGGUGGAUAGUCGGCCCAAAGAGGACACUCAGAAGCUCCUGAGCAUCCUUGGCGCAUCUGAGGAGGACAACGUCAAGCUGUUGAAGUUCUGGAUGACAGGCCUGAGCAAGACGUAUAAGUCGCACCUCAUGUCUACUGUCCGCAGUCCCACAGCCUCAGAGUCACGGAACUGAGCCACCUGCCUCACACACCUUCUGGAGACAGUGGCAGCAGUCCACAGACUAUCCCUCAGCUCCAUGACAAGAGGUGCUGUCCUUUGAAUUUCUGAGCUGCUGAGAUGGAGCAGUGUCCUUCUAGGAACAGGAACCAUUGGGGUUGAGCUUGGUCCUAGCCCCCUGGGAUGUGGAACUAGUGCAGUCUCAGACCCUCUCACAAGCUGUGGGAAUCACCCCUGCCUCUAAGAAGGCCGUGGGAGGCACAGGGACAACAGGAUCGUCUUGGGUUUGUGCCCUUUAAGAGGAGUGUGUAGCACUGUGGGCCUCUCACAGAUUGAGAUCUCAAAACCUGUAAAAGAAACAAGUCAGGCUGUAUGCGGGCUGGGUAUGUUAGCUGCAAUGACAUAUUUCUCCAGGGUAACAUUCAAACUAUUCCCAAACUCAGCAAGAAUCUUCUGGGGGGGGGGGACAUUUGCAUAAAUGUCUUGCUAGAGUUGGGAAUAUUCAGGACACAGCUCAAUCCUUAGCUGUGUCUAGUAAUCUUUGAGGGGGAAGUGGAUCUUUUCCUCAUCUUCAGGUCCUCUGAAAUUUGUGUUCUAAAGUCAUGGGACUUGUCCUCUGAGGCAUUUCCUGCCAUUGCUUAUACAAUUAACCUGUAACUGGUUGGUCGAAUCCCUGAUCUUUUUCAUUCAACAGUGAUACUCUGCUUAAGGGUCGGAUCAAGUUAUCUGACUUGGCCAAUUCACUGUAUGUGGUGAGACCUGUAGUUUUUAGUCUCUAUCACUUUUGUGCUUAUUUGCUUUUAUUGCUGCUUUCAACAUAGACAUUUGGCUACAGCCAACAGUUUUCAAAGUGUUAUGAUUUAAGACAAUUUCAUCAUCUCACCAUACAUAUGCCAUAUUAUCCAGGUUGGUUUGAACUCUCAAACUUCAGUGCUCUAGUGAUCCUCCCCUUCAGUCCUUCCAGUAUCUGGGACUACAUGUGUGCACCACAUGUCUCCACCAUACAGUUUCAGUAAGGAUUCAUGGCUUGGAGGGAUUUUCUGGCAGUUUUGCUGAAUUGUUUAUAAUUUUUGUGUGUGUUUAUAAUUUUUGUGUUUAAUUUAUGUUUAACAUGAAGACUAAGUUUACAUAACUAGGUAUAUGUCUAAUGCAAGAACAUUAGAACACAAUAAAGACAUAUUUUUGUAAGCAUUGACUACAUGGUUUUAUUGGUUUAGUAGCUACUUGUACUCAGUCACAGGAAACACUUUGGUUAAAAUAACACCAUUGAGUGGCCAGUUCUCUGUGCUGUGAAAGUUCAUACUGCAGUAAUGAUCUUGGGUAAUCUCCUGAAAGUCAGCCUGUGGAGUUUCUAGUUGACCCUCAUUUAUUUCAAAGACAUCUGCUUUGAGUAUCUGAACCUU